Daphnia pulex (common water flea) is the source of this 13796-nucleotide messenger RNA. Its product is annotated as receptor-type guanylate cyclase Gyc76C-like. Bases 8805 to 13565 code for a protein of 1586 amino acids. Lineage: Eukaryota; Metazoa; Arthropoda; Branchiopoda; Diplostraca; Daphniidae. Gene Ontology annotation, molecular function: ATP binding; peptide receptor activity; guanylate cyclase activity. Gene Ontology annotation, biological process: intracellular signal transduction; receptor guanylyl cyclase signaling pathway; protein phosphorylation. The transcript is spliced from 21 exons. The record is from RefSeq and is a predicted model, not a curated record.
UUUUUUCAUUUCCUUGGAGAGUUUGAGAGAAAGUGGACAGCAUUAGCCAUAUAGAAAAUCAGACUCGUUUUUCCCCAGCACAGACAAAAAGGGGAUCAGCUGCUGUUUCUGGGGCUGCCUAUUGCGUCCGUCUGCUAUCCCUCGUGUCCGCCCGUUCAAAAUGUAGACCCAAUUAUAUUUAUAGACGAAGACUACGCGCACACACACACACACACGCCGUCGCCCGUCGUCUGGCAUAACAGCAACGACGGACGCGUUUCUCCUGCUGAUGCCAUCCGACUGGUUGCCCGCGACAGGACUCACGCAAAAAAAAACAACCAAAAAAAGUUCACGUCAACCGACAAAGAGAGAACUGACGUGUUUCACGUAUUAAUCGAUGGCACGUAGCCCACACAUUUCCCCCUCCCUCCCGCUCGUUCGUUCGUUUGAUAUUCCUGCAGCACCGAUGAGGUGGUUCCCGCUAUACUUCACAGGGGAGCGACAUUCAUUGUUAUCCCAGCUGUCCGGCAUCUCGUCAACUCACAGUCAAUGGUUUAUAUAGAAACGGAUCGAAAAUUCCAGGCGAGCUAGGAACUCGAUCAACGUCACGUAACAAAGUAGCGUCGACCCGGUAACUGCGUCCCGUACGUACCACACCAGCAGCAGAUUUGCCAUUUUCUCGUCUUGUUUUUUUACUUUUUAGGUGGGUCGCGAUUUCUUAUUUGCCCGGUGGCCCGCCAGGUCGUCUGGCCGUUUUAAAAAUAAAACACACCAGCAGAGCACGUUGAAGAAGAAAAUCUUUUGAAGCAAAAUAAAUAAAAUCAUCCAGUAGACGGGAAAAAAAGUAUAAACGACAGCGCGGGAACGCGGGAAGGAGUUGGGCCGCCCUUUGGGGGAGUUGACGAAUUUUGUUUUGGUUUGUUUUUGGGUUGUUUCAGCUGGAAAAGAAAAUUUGUUGACCUGUUGAUGGAUGACAUCGUCUUUUGUUUACCUCAAAAACUCUCUUGGCCCUCGUCGCAUAUAUUGGCCGCAUCCGGCAGGAACUGUGGUGGUGGUUAAAAUCCGAAAAUAUCUGAAUUUCUGUUUUUCUGGCGAAACAUUAUUUUUAGAGAAAAGGAAAUUUCAAGUCGGUUUUUUUUUUUUAUCUUCUACUAUCUCGCCGCGAAACCCGCAUUUUGAAAUGUUUUACCACGUUAUCGGGCAAGUUGGAUCGUCCCAUUAAUGCACAAAAGAGGACGAGGGCAAAAUGUGAUGCCACCCAGCAGUCGAUUAGUAGAACCCAACAAGAGAAUCUGAUUCCGAUUAUCUAUCUUCACAGUCGUCUGCUGCUGCUGCUGCUGCCGUUUGAGUUUGUGCGUUUGCGUGAGUCUAUUUUCGUGACUUUCGCUCGGAUACCACACAAGGUGACACGCAGAGGUCGUUUAGUCACGGGUCAGAUGACUUAUCGCCAGUGCGUUUUUCUGCUGAAAACUGAAACAAACGAAAUGGGCCAUAAGUCGGACGGGAGAGAAAAGCAAAACUUGUUCCGCUGAAAUUCGUUUUCGGCUUUUAGCCUUUUAGCUGGAAAAAACCAAAAAUGUUUGUCUGACUGCCGGGCCGAGGACGUGUGUGUGUGUGUACCUUGCAAGGAUAUUCGAGUGUAUGGUUGCUGCCCAAUUUGGGUGGCAGCAGGAUAACCCAAGAGAAAAAACCCUCGAAGCGAUCCGCGUAUAUAUCCAUCAAUAGUCCUCCUAACUACCAGCUCGACCUUUUGUUGAUUGCUGGUCUACGGUAUCCAUUUGGGGCUGUUGUCGGGCGGUAGUAGCUGGCGGAUCCUCGUUCCCUUUUAUUUUUGGUGGGCCGUACUCGAUGAUCGUCUAAUAAUCAUCAUAACUAGCAGUACGUAAAAAAUAUAGCCCUGACCAAUAACAUCAAAUGACAUACAGAAAGGCGCCGUUUUAUUUAGUUACCAACUGCCUUUACUCUUUUGGGUCUGUGUAUAAAAUAGCCAGAUUGUUAAACAGGUGCUCUACCAAGGAAUUUCCAAAAUGAAAUAAAACAUUUAACGAGAUUUCCGUACCCAGCAGCACCUGCGUGUGUUGCGUAAUAACGGGAAAGUUGUGUGCUGAAGGCGUCGUCGAUGCGCGGGGAAUAUUUAACCGCGACGUCAGCAGCGGCACAAUAUUUUUUUCGUUCUCUCUUACCCAAGUGUUUUCAAAAAAAAUUCCUGUCCUUAACCGUAAAAUGCUGGGACAAUUUUCUCAGCUGUAUUAUAUUAACGACGGGAAAAAUCCCAGCCAGGCUUCGUCUUUUGGUCCAAAAAGGAAAAAAUGUUGCUGCACGAGGAUGAGCAACAAACUUCUACGGUUGCGCCAUAUUGUUCCGUUGCUGGAGCUGAGCUGCAACACAUAUGGCAAUUUAGUGUUCGCUCGUGCCUAAUAUUCUUCCUUUUGAGUAUUGCGCCCCCCCCCUCCAGUCUUUUAUUAACACCCAACUCCGGGAAUUGUUUUUCAUCGCCUGAAUUUCCCCCCAGAGGCUCUCUAGAAUUCAAUUGCGCCAUAGGAGAUUUCAUCUUAUUUGAACAUUUUGUGUUUUGUUUUAUCCUGGAGAAUGGGAACUUUUCGGUUGCCUUUGGCCUAUUGCAGCUGCGAUGUUGGGUUUAAAAAAAGGAAUCGUUUCCGAUGAAUCUUUGGUGAUUGAUUGCCGUCUGGCCGGAUGUUGCAUGGGAUGCUCAACUGGUUAGAUUCAGUUGCUCGACUACACUUGUGGUAUUCAUUUACGGACGUCUCUCCCCCUACUACUCUUUUAUCCAUCCUAUCGACACACUGGCGGCUGGCUGUUUGGGAGGAAGAACUGGCGUUCCAGAGAAAAGAGAUUUAGCCCAGACUGUGAGUGCUGUGCAUGGCCAGGCGGUUUGACCAUCAGAGCGACUCGUCUGACAGAAACGAAGAACUGCCUCUGCACCCAAUCAAAGCGUCGGCGGCCCCAGCCACACACUCACGUAAUAGAGUCGAAAAAGGAAAUGAGAUUGAGUCCUAUACAAUCGAUGCCCUGGUGUCUAACUAACUAUACGUCGUCCCAUGUCGACCAGAGUCAUUCGUUGCUGGCAUAGGUUAUAUGACCUUUUGAAUGUUGCGCCAUCCCAUCCCAUCCAUCCAGCGCGAUUAAUCGAUUCCCCAGAAAUAUACUCUGCACGAUGACGCCCUGCCGUGACGACGAUGUGCCAAACAAACAAAUAACCAAACGACCGACGGAAGUUUGAGCUGGAAAUUCAGGGCGCGCACGAGUCAACCGAAUCAUUACGAAAAUUAACAAACCGCAACCGAAAUCACACCAGUAGACCGCGCCGAUGCUUUGAUUAUGUUUUUUCUAUUUCGGGAGAAAAACAAAAAAACAAAUAACAAAAUUCUGAUUUGUUUCAACUCGCCAAGGACGCGGUUGUGGAGAACAAACCGCAUAGGAGCAACUCGAUUUCGUAACUUAUUGCGCACUCGCUCGUUUCGUUGAAUGACUUUUUAAUUCGUAUCGCUGCACAGCCAUAUAGUGAAAUGCGAUGUUCUCACGAUGAGAGUCGAUUCGAUAUACAUCUAUUGGGUCAUUUCGUUAAUAGUCGAUUGCGAAACGGGUGUGAUGAGACUGUCAUUCGAAUAUUAAGAUGAAUAUAAUAAGGCGCACCACACAUACGUAUUAUAUAUUUUAACUACCGACAGCUAUCUAACACGGCGAUGUGACUGGCAAGUGUAAUCUUAUCUGCGCUAUUCUCCGCUUUCAGCCGGAUAUAGUCUACACACAAUCCUCCAUUUCCGGCUGACGGCCCUUUUCAACCAUUGCCGCUCCGUUUACUUCGCCUACACACGAAUUUCGACACGCUGUAACAGACAUGCACAGCAAUAAUCCCGUUGAAGCGACUUAUAUAGCUAUAGCCGAGUCAUGGCCACGAUCCGUGUUGAUCUCGCUCUUUCUCUUUUCCAGUCUACGCAUUUGUACACUACACUGCAGCAGCCGAUGUGUGUGUGUGUACUAGUCGUUCGCAUACUCUAUUUUCAUCGGCUGCUGGUAAUAGGAGCCGUUGGAGAUUCUAAUAAGACCAUUAGUGGAUCGGAGAGACGCCGACGUGCUGAUUUCUUCCUCAUUUUCUUGUUGAAUGUUUCCCGAUGUGUACACCCAUCAGUAUACCAAGGAGCAGCAGUCGCGUCAAGUAAGUCGACCGAUUAGAAGAUGAGAGAAAGAAAACCGAACAUGGUUAUGUAUUUUCGUUUUUCCUCUUCCGCAUCUUGUAUAACUUUUGACGAUGAUGGAAAUCUCGACUUACACACACACACAACCGACCGAAAUACACACACACAUCGGCAGCUGGGUCUUGUCUAUAUAUAUUGACUUGAGGCUGUAUGGUGCGGUUGCUGGUUAUAGGUCCGUCAAUCAGGCUGCUGAUGUCCCAAAGAAGCUCGGGUCGUCCGCGAGACGGUCGGCGGUGGCGGCGGUUUUUUGAAAAGGUUAUCGGCCAGAUGCAUCCGCACUGUACAGCAGCUUAUAGCGUAUAUACACACAGGCAGACAGUAGUGGCCAGCAUAUUGAGGAUCGAAUUCGAGACACACAGGCACUUAGCGCGCAGAGUUUCUCCGCGAGUAUAUACUUGAUAUUCGAAACGACGACCGUUUCGGCCACGCAAAAAAAACACACAAGCAAAAAAACCGCGCGUCGAUUAAAGUGUCGGAUAUAUAUUGGCGGAUAUUGGCGAUAUCAAAGAAGGCCAGGGCCAGCCAAUAAAAUAAAACAAGGACAUUUAAAAUCCACCACCCCGACCGUAAAAACCCAAAAAAAAUCUCAAAUUCACAUCAGACACUGAAUUCUUUUUUUUAUUUUAUUUUCUGUUUUGUUUUUUGGUGGGGAAAGCGCUUUUGUUGUUAUUUUAGACGUUUUUGGCUACUGCGCACUUGCAACGCUCGGCCAGUUCACUCCGGGAGACUAUUUUUACACGCCCAUCUUUCACACCUCUUUUUUUCUUUUCUUUUAUUAUUGCAGCGCCAUUUCUAGUUUUGAUGGUUGAAUUCGGGCCAUUGUUCCUUCCGCAGUUUUUAGCCAAUCCAUCUAAAUAUAACCGGGCAGCAUUGUUAUUGUCAUCAAUUUUAUCAACAGGCGCAGUACACAGAGAGAGAGACUCUUGGCAGUUGAUGAUGACCAGAAAAACAACAGCAGCCAACGCCCAUGACAAUAAAACGCUUAUUUCCCUCCCGAAACAAACGACGAGUGAAUUAUUAAUAAACAACAUGAGCACUAAAGUGCCUGACAUGAGGAGAAUAUCAAACAACAACCAACCAAAAAAAAAACGAAAUAAAAUGCACGUGGGGACGGCGCCGUGAUCGAUCAGCGGGAACCCAACAACUCGCGGCGAUGGAUGACAUAUCCCCCAACCGAUUGUUUAAUCGAUGGAAAUGCGUGCGUGCCAAACUCCCCCACAGUUGCGGAAGACAGACAGACGCUAUAUAUACAUCAGUCUAUAUAGAGUCUAUCAGCUUUACAGUGUACAUAACCCCGUACUUUACGGUAGGGCGGGAUUGGCGCUGCUGCCUUGUGAGCACCACCGAAAAAAAAAACUUUUUUGAUUUUCCAUCUCAGAGAAAAGUGAAGGCGCAAUGAGAAAAGAGCAAACAUACAAUCUCUAAAAAUACACACACACACAACUCUCGUAGGAUUUUUUCUUUUUCUCGUAUGGGACGAGAUCACAUGCAGGUCAUGUGUGUGUGUGUGUGUGUGCGCCAUAUUGUGUAGUUGAGCUCAAAGAGUCGGGAUUUUGCGCUGGCCGCGUACGUGAUGGAGUGCGGUAUUUCGUGGCCGUAACAAUCGCCCGGCCUUCCAUAUAGUAUAUGGUUUCAUGGCUUUUUGGGGGGCUCUGCCGCCCUCGUAUAAUCGUGAAUUUUUUUUGUUUCUCUUGUAUUAUUAUAUGGACUUUCUCCGGGUUUUUUUAUUUCUAUGGGAACUCUGUUGUUGUCGGGCGCUGUAUAUAUAGCGUGCGGAGAAUAAAGUAAAAAAUUAAGAGAAUCGGUCACAGUAUUAGCCCGACUCAAUUACAUCAUCUACUAUUUUGGCCAAAAAUGUGGGUAGUGCUCUAGUAGUAACUAGCGAUGGCUGCUGCUGUGCUGGCGAAAUCCGACGACUCGCACUUUUAUUAUAAGAGGAGGAAAGUGCUGGACGGUCGGGUUCGUCGUCCUGUGACGACGUGCCAUUCUACACCCACCGCCCGUCGAUUUCUUGUGCUGGAUGCCCAAUACAAUAAGAGGAGAGGCCAUCAUCAUCAUCAUCAUCAUCAUCAUUGCCGACAGGCUUUUGAAAACAAGUUCCCCUAAUCUACUACACAACGCACAAGUGUAGCGUUUCAAAUGCGAAACGCUUAGACCUUAACUACGUCGACCGUCGUCGUGUCCAUUACCGAUGAGCCCCAUGUCCGUGAUCCUGCGGGAAAAAAAAGGCCAACGCACACUCGAAAGGCACAACCCACACGCGGUCACUGAUUCUUGUUCUUAUUCCAUGUUUCUACAUGUUUGUGAUGUAAGACCAUCAUCAUCCCGCAACCCGGAAAGAAGAAAAAAUCAAAGGAAAUAAAAAAGAAAACAAAUAGGGCGGAGUCGCUUUUAUACGGUCGGUAGCUACGACGACGUGACCGUAAUUCAGGCUAGACCCUUUUGCGCAAGCCAACCCCAUCCCCAAAUGCACGAUCCUUAUAUUCCUGCCCACCCGUUUUUGAGCUUCUCCCAUCGCCGUGGCUCUGGCUCGUUUAUCAGUCGAUAGAGUCGCCCAUAUUCGCUCCCAUCCGGCAGCUCUAGACGCCGAAGAAAAUCCAGCCUGGUAUAUGGUGGAAUAGAUAUUCUCUUCCCGUUGGAUCGUGAUGGCUCCACUGCGGCUCUCCAUCACAUCUCGUCGGCGGGGGCUGGGCUGGGCUGGGUCGUAUCCAUCGCUUCCGCUUUUUGUUUGCAGAGAGAAACUCGUUGUCAUUUACCAAAAGCGAAAGCUUUGCCUUGUUAUCAUCUGUAUAGACUCUGCUGGCGCGUUUGGGGGAGCCGCGGGUGCGUGAGAGCCUCUCUCUCCAUCUAGUCGGACAAACUCCGAGGCCGUCAUCUGAUAUUGGCCCGGCUGCCCGGGCUCUAAACAGCAUAAAAAGGGCGGGUCUAUUUCCUCUCCCUUUUUUUCUCUACUCCCCAGCGUGAGCGUCGGAGCACGAAUGUCACAUUUGAACAUAACGUGUGAAACGAACAUCCUCGAAGAAAUUUCCUUUCGUUUGUUCUUCACAAAGAACCUUAUGUCUACACGUACGUCUGUUUGCUCCUCGCAGACUGGAAAGAAUAAGAAGAAGAAGAAAAGAUGGCAGCUAAACUAACCGUUCCGGUCGAGAUCUCUCCCGUUUUUCCCUCUCGCUCCCCCAACUAUCGGUGACACAAUCAUGGUGCGGUUUUCUGCCUUCACCCGCGUUCAUUUUCUUCCCCUUUUUUUUUCGCUAAUGGAUCGUUAAGUGGACAGGACAAUCUCGUCGAUGAGGUGCUGUGUUACACACAGCUCAGAGUCCUUUUUGCGUGAUCAUCGCUAACUCGUUUCGUUACUAAACGCGGCAGCUCAGAUAUCUCUCCGCCAUGGCGAGAUGGCGAGAGAGAUUUGCGGUUGAUUAUAGCACUAGCGUUUCUCUAAUCGAGGUAAGAAGAUAUAUACAACUACUACCGGAGCUUAGACACGGAGAGACUGGUUCUUGUUGUUGUUAUCACGCUUGAUUGAGAAAAAAAGAAAAACGACAGAGAACGAGAUCUUCUUUCAGUUCACAUGCCGAGGAAAAGAAUUCAAAGUUGUAAUAUUAAGACUUUCUCCAAUCACUGAUUCAUCAAUUUUUUGUAAAAAUUAUCCGCCAUCUUUUUUAAGGAUAUAGCGGCUCAUUUCUUAUUGCCAAAUUGCAAUGGAAUAUUAUUUAAAAUAAAGAAAAGAAAUAUUUCUUUAUGAUCUCUUUGUUUAGAUUUCUUUACACCGGCAUUAUAAGUUUGUCGGAUUCUAUCCCCAGCCCUUUUGACGUUUUCCUUUUUCAUCUUGGAAUUAAGAAUUUUCUGAGGUAAAAGAAAAAUGCUCCCCCUUACCUUUUCCUGUCGGCAACAGGCAUAAGAUGUUGUGGUGAUGGAUAUUUUUUGGGCUAUGCACUCGCACUGCAAGGGGACCAAAGUCCGGCCCUGGAGCGUGUUGAAUUCUACGUUGGAAGUUUAUUUGCGUUUGUCUUUUUUAUUAUUUUCUCUCUUUUUCUUUUUCGGGACUGCGUAAUGUGUCCUUUGAUAUCACCCAACAACACGGCGAGAAAAGUGCAAGGGAAUCUCUCCCUACCUCUGCACUUUGAGAGAAUUUUGGGGGUCACUUACGUAAAAAAGACAAAAGAAGCGAAAGACAAAAGAAGAAGAAGAAGAAAAGGAUUUGGAUAAAUGUUCAAGUAGUCGUGGUGGUGGAGAGCACACGGCACACACCGUGUCGCCUUGACUCUGUGUGUCCUCGUCGCACACAAGAGAUAAGCGUCGACAGUUGGCAAAAAGGAAAAAAAAAAGCGCAAAGUUUUAAACACACAAACGGCGAAAUGGAUAAAUAACUCUUGUUGUUUUCCCCCCUCCGUGUGUGUUUGUGAUGCCUUUCGUCGGCCGCCCAGCAGCAGCUAGCAAACGUCGUUCGUCGAUAUAUGGAAAUCCUUUUAGCGGUCACACAAUGUGUCCGACCGAAACUGAAAAGGACGAUUCCAUCUUCUUCUUCUCCCGUUGCUGCUGACCAUCGACAAGGACAAAAGGGCCGGCGUGAAUUGAUCGAGUCUCAACGACCGUCCAAUAGCCGCAAACAUGUCCGUCGGCAGGAGAGAACCACCGUCGCCAACCGAAUCUAUCGUCGGCCAGGUGAUAAAAACGGGAUUGACUUCGACCCGGUGCACAGCCCGAUGGCGUCCGUCUUGGUGGUGGCUGUCGUUGCUUUUCUUUGGUCUGCUGCUGAUCGGACCGGCUGAGCCGGGGACGGGCAAACCGAUGGUCAACCUGACUAUUGGUUAUUUGCCGACCAUUUUGGGCGAACACCGCGACAAGCAGGGCUUAUCAAUUUCGGGAGCUAUCACGUACGCUCUGCAGCAGAUUGAAAUCGAAAAGAUCUUGCCCGAAGGUGUCUCUUUGGUCCUCCAAUUUAACGACACCCGCUCCGACCUGCUCCUCACCACCAAGGCCCUCACCGAGAUGAUGUGCAAGGACGUUGUGGCCGUUUUCGGACCUGAAAACACCUGCAACGUCGAAGCGACCAUCUCGUCGGCCUGGAAUCGCAUGAUGAUCUCCCACAAAUGUGCAGAUCACACCGUCUCGGACAAGAAGAAAUUCCCGACGUUUAUCAGGACGUACCCGACCGAGACACAGGUGACGAAAUCGAUCGUGUCGCUGCUGCUGCACUACAACUGGAAGAAAUUUUCGAUCGUGGCCGAGAAUUCGCCGCGAUGGCAGACGGUGGCCGACUCGCUGGAGGCCCGGGUCACGGCCAACGUCGCCAUGAAACUUCAUCUCAAUCACCGGCUCAAGUUCGAGGACAUGAACCGCUGCUGUGCCAAUCGGGAGUCAUGCUGUCACAAUUCUUGGACGUUUGAUAUCCUUGAGAAGACUCGCUCGGGCACUCGAAUUUAUGUGUUCCUGGGCGAGCCGCACAACCUCUACGACUUUAUGACGACAAUGCAAAUGAUGAGACUCUUCACCAAAGGAGAGUACAUGGUCAUUUCCGUCGACUGGGAAACUUACAGCCCCGACCGAGCCAGAGAAUACCUAUGGAAACAGCAAAUGGUGAGCGAAAUUCGAAAUUGCAGCGAACUCGAGUCACCUAGUCCGGAAGCGGCCAAGUCGCUUCUGAUGAUCGUCACUACCAAGCCCGACGAAGGAUUCACGAAAUUCUCCGAGAUGGUCCGCAAAUACAAUCAGGAGCCUCCGUUUGGUUUCUCCGAGCCGGAUAUCUUCAAAACUUUCGUCAGGCACGUUCCCAUGUACGCUGCCCAUUUGUACGACGCUGUCCUCCUCUACGCCAGGGCGCUGGGCGCAACGCUUAAGGAGAACAACUUGACCGAUCCUCAGAGCAUUACCGAAGCGGCCAAAGACGGCAAAACCCUUUUCAUGAAGAUUCAUAAUCGAACAUAUGAAAGCGUGACGGGUGCGUCAAUCAGGAUUGACGACAAUGGCGACUCUGAGGGCAACUACACGGUGCUGGCCGUCAAAUUCAACAACAUCUCGCGUGCCAUCAACGUCAACAAGAUGGGAGACAAGGACAAAUUUCACUGCCACUACGAGAUGAUGCCCGUUGGCCGGUUCGAUUACACCAACAACACGACGCCGAAAUUCACGUUGACGGACAAGAUUCUGUGGGUGGCGGGCGAACGUGCGCCGCUGGACGAGCCUCCGUGCGGCUACCGGAACGAGCGGUGCAGCGACUCUGACACGCGUCUGAGAGAUUCCCAGAUUGCCGCCGGAGUUCUCGGCUGCAUUUUCCUGGCGGCCGUCAUCACGACUCUCUUUGUCUAUCGCAAAUGGAAGGUUGAACAAGAGAUUGCCGGUCUUGUUUGGAAGAUCGAUCCCAAAGACAUCAUAUCAAUGUCAUCGCAGACUGCCGAUGGCUUCAUGGAUAAAUCCACCAGCAAAUUGAGUUUGGCGAGCGUGACGGUGGAUCAGGUUUUCACCAAAGUCGGUCGCUAUCGCGGCACCAUCGUCCGCACCAAGGAGCUCUGCUUCUCCAAGCGCUACGACAUUGGACGCAAAACGAUGAAGGAAAUGCGUCUAAUGCGCGAAAUCCGUCACGACAACAUCAACCCGUUCAUCGGAGCUGCUGUCGAACCGUGUCGCAUCCAGAUCGUCUCCGAAUACUGUCACAAAGGAUCUCUACCGGACAUUUUGGAGAACGACGACAUCAAGUUGGAGAAUAUCUUCAUAGCCUCGAUGGUCAACGACCUGAUCAAGGGUAUGACGCAUCUCCACAAAACGGAUCUACACUUCCACGGCAACCUCAAGUCAUCCAACUGCGUCGUCACGUCGCGCUGGGUCCUCCAGAUUACCGACUACGGCCUUCACGAGCUCCGCGCUGCCGCCGAGAAGGAUUCCAUCGGAGAUCACGAACUCUACCGCAAUUUGUUAUGGAAGGCGCCGGAAUUGCUGAACGACCAGUCCAACUCGGUUCGUGGCACACCAAAGGCUGACGUCUACGCCUUCGGCAUGAUCCUCUACGAGAUUCUGACUCGGCAAGACGCUUUCACUGGCUACAAACUCGAGCCAAAAGACAUCGUCGACAAGAUUCGAACUGGCCCAGCUCCAGGAGAGAAACCCUUCCGUCCCGAUAUCCAGAUGCUCCAAGAUUAUUGCAUUUUCGUGCAACCCGACAUUGGAAUGGGCUGUCCGGAGUACAUUCGCUCUUGCAUGGAGGAUUGUUGGGCCGAGUCACCGGAGCAGCGCCCGGAUUUCCCCACCAUUCGCGAUCGUCUUCGUAAAAUGAGAGAGGGAAUGAAGCCGUUUAUUAUGGACCAGUUGAUGGAAAUGAUGGUGAUCUAUGCCGGCAAUCUCGAGCUCUUGGUCACCGAGCGGACCCAACUUCUCUACGAAGAGAAACAAAAGACCGAGGACCUCCUCCAUCGCAUGCUACCAAAACCCGUGGCUCAACGACUCACAAGAGGGUGGGGCGUCGAACCGGAAUCCUACGAAGCUGUCACCAUCUAUUUCAGUGACAUUGUUGGCUUCACCAAAAUGUCGGCCGAGAGUACUCCGUUCCAGGUGGUCAACUUUCUCAACGAUUUGUACACCUUGUUCGAUUCCAUCAUCCAGGGUUACGAUGUGUACAAGGUGGAAACCAUCGGAGAUGCCUACAUGGUGGUUUCUGGAUUGCCUUUACCCAACGGCGAUCUACACGCCGGCAUGAUUGCGUCGAUGGCGCUUGAUUUGCUAUCAGCAGUCAAGAAUCAUCGCGUGUCCCAUCGACCUAAAGAUCCAGUUUUACUCAGGAUCGGAAUUCACACCGGUCCCGUGGUGGCCGGAGUAGUGGGUUUGACGAUGCCCAGAUAUUGUUUGUUCGGCGACACGGUCAACACGGCUUCGCGGAUGGAAUCGAACGGCGAGCCCCUGAGGAUUCACAUCAGUUGCGAGUGUCGAAAGGCGUUGGAAAAGAUCGGCGGUUACGUGACGGAAGAACGAGGACUGGUCGCCAUGAAGGGCAAAGGCGAAGUGUUGACACACUGGCUGAUUGGCGUCACAAGUGGAGCUGUUACAGCACGAGCGGACGUUGGACCCGAUCAAGCGCCACUCUUUUGUCGCCCGUCUGGUGCCAUCGGAGCAGCGAGUUCCAACGCCAACGGCAGUGCCGGCAACAUGUCGGAUCUUCGCCGGAGGAGUCCUCGAAUGCUUCACAGGGCGGAAUCGAUGCUGACGAGGAGAGUGUCGUCCGAUUCGAGGCCCGUUGGCAGCGGGAGCAUUCGAAUGAGCUCGUCGCUGGCUGCGCAACAAGGACGGACACAAGGCCAGCCCAACAGGAUGUAUCACCACGAUAAUUCGGCCGAAUUGUUGGAGGGUUCCAAUAGCGACUCGAUAUGCAGCAGCAUCAUCAGCACCAAUCAACCUCCAACUCCGAAACUUUUCGACAGGAAAACGAGCCAAUCGGCUCGGUCUCUGCGUUCAGUUCGAACAACCAAGUCAAAUGCAAGUCUACGGCGUAGUUGCCUAUUAACGCGCAGCGCACAUGCCAGCCAAGUUCAAAUCGUUGCCGAGGGAGCGAGCGAGAGCGGUGAUGUGGAUUAUCGGAGCGGAACAACAGCCAGUCCGCUGUUACCUCAAAGGCGAUGCCAGUCACUCGGUCGAUUUCCCGAAGACGAAGAUGAACAACACCACCACCACCACCACCACCAGCAUCAGGAGCAGCAGCAGCAGCAGCAGCAGAGAGCGGGCGGUUUGAGUUCGGUUAGUCAUGGUCCCCGGCAGUUUCUCUGCGUUCCUCAAGUCUUCCCUUCUCGAAACAAGUCGAAUCAGCGUCGCAGGAAAGAAUCCAAAUCCCUGGAUCUUUUCCCGUCUGAAUUGAGGUCGACUUUGAUAGACCGGUCGCCGCUGCCCAGUUGCGCGUCGCAGGAUGACACUGAAGACGAACAUUCUCGACUUCUCAGCGACGAUCACAACGUCGUCUUGACAAUCCCGAACGGGGAUCAACCGGAGCAAGCCGAAUUGUCACGACCCAACGGACAUAUCAAGACUUCGGGCUACCAGGCCGUCAGGUUACUCCAAAACGACGACGAAGGGAUUGACGUCAAUUCCGAGACUCUGCUCAGUCGCGAUCGCACUCGGCAUCGGCCCAGUCUCACAGCCUGUGGAUUGAUGGAGUCUGAAAAGAGAUACUCUUGUGAACAACUGGAACAUUCGACAUCGGGCGAGAGACUCGGUAAAGAAGGCAAAGACACGGUCAUCGCCCCCACUGUUAGCAAGAGCGUGCCCAACGUCAAGCGGUGGAUAGUCAAUCUGUUCGGCGUGGGUCACGGAGGUGAUGCUUUUAGUCGGAAUCCGCAGACGGGAGAGGACUUUUCCGACCUCCACCGUGAUGACAGAGAAAGCGUUGUGUGAAAUUGCGCCUCCUUAUUCUUGCAUCCUCCACAGUCUUUUUACAUGAUGACAAAUUUGCUUUACUUGUUUCGUGAUUCGUAUAUUUCGCCAUUUGAAAAUGCCAUACCCGAUCUCCGAUUCUUCUCGGUUAAGAUUUUUAAUCGAUUUCAAGUCGGAAUGUUUUCUUUGAUUUUAGUGUAUCUGUAAUAUUGUCGCUGCUGAAAAUAUUGUGAUAAAUCGGUUGUUGUUUUA